Molecule: messenger RNA, 8303 nt
Organism: Antechinus flavipes (yellow-footed antechinus)
Lineage: Eukaryota; Metazoa; Chordata; Mammalia; Dasyuromorphia; Dasyuridae
Gene: CNTN2
Product: contactin 2
Exons: 23
Coding region: 298-3408 (1036 amino acids)
Biological process (GO): cell-cell adhesion; brain development
Molecular function (GO): cell-cell adhesion mediator activity
Source: RefSeq, a predicted model, not a curated record
GAGGGAGAGGGAGGAGCACAUCGUGAUGCAGAGAUGCUGCAGUGGCUAGGGGCGCGCACACACACUCACAAGCCGCGGCGGCGGCGGUGGCGGCGGCAGGACGGCGAGAAGCUGAGGGAGGAGGGCGGGGGAGAGAAGGUGGUUCCGGGCUCAAGGACUCUGGCUGCUGCGUCGGCUCGCCUCUGAUCCACACCCUGCGUCCCAGGUCCCUCUCCUCCUCUGGUCCCAACACCUCUUCAGUCCUUGGCUAAAAUUUUCUACACUCCACACUGCAGCUCCCUCAUUCUCAGACUGGCAAUGGGGAUCCCUGAGCAGCUGCUGAUGGCAUGCUUGGCCAUGCUCUCUCUUUCAGCUUGGAAUCCAGCCCAGGGCUCUCCUGCCAUCUUUGGGCCUAUCUUUGAGGACCAGCCUGUCAGCUCCUUAUUCCCUGAGGAAUCAUCAGAAGAGAAGAUAGCUCUGGCCUGCCGUGCCCGGGCAAGCCCUCCAGCCACAUAUAGAUGGAAGAUGAAUGGCACCGAGAUGAAGCUAGAGCAGGAUCCCCAUUACCAGCUGGUUGGAGGCAACCUGGUCAUCAUGAAUCCCACCAAGACCAGGGAUGCUGGUGUGUACCAGUGCCUGGCCACCAACCCAGUGGGCACCGUAGUCAGCAGAGAGGCUGUGCUCCGCUUUGGCUUUUUACAGGAAUUCUCCAAGGAGGAAAGAGAUCCUGUGAAAACCCAUGAGGGCUGGGGGGUGAUGUUGCCCUGCAACCCACCUGCCCACUACCCAGGUCUAUCCUACCGCUGGCUUCUCAAUGAGUUCCCCAAUUUCAUCCCAACUGAUGGGCGGCACUUUGUGUCCCAGACAACGGGAAACCUGUACAUCGCCCGGACAAAUGCCUCUGACCUGGGCAACUACUCCUGCCUGGCCACCAGCCACAUGGACUUCAUAACCAAGAGUGUCUUUAGCAAGUUUGCCCAACUCAACCUGGCUGCAGAAGACUCCCGUCCAUCUUCACCAAGCAUCAAGGCCAGAUUCCCCUUGGAGACCUAUGCACUGGUUGGACAGCAGGUCACCCUGGAGUGCUUUGCUUUUGGGAACCCGGUCCCUCGGAUCAAGUGGAGGAAACUAGAUGAUUCUCUGCCCCCACAAUGGGCCACUGCCGAGCCCACACUGCAGAUCCCCAGCGUCAGCUUUGAGGAUGAGGGCACCUAUGAGUGUGAAGCAGAGAACACCAAAGGCCGGGACACUGUCAAAGGCCGGAUCAUUGUGCAAGCUCAGCCUGAGUGGCUCAAAGUCAUCUCAGACACCGAAGCUGACAUUGGCUCCAAUCUGCGCUGGGGUUGUGCAGCUGCUGGCAAGCCAAGGCCCACUAUUCGGUGGCUCCGGAAUGGGGAUCCCCUGUCCUCCCAGAACCGUGUGGAGAUUUCUGGUGGGGAUCUGAAAUUCUCCAAACUGGUCCUGGAAGACUCUGGCAUGUACCAGUGUGUAGCAGAAAACAAGCAUGGAACUAUCUAUGCUAGUGCUGAACUGGCAGUACAAGCUUUUGCCCCUGAUUUCCGGCUGAAUCCAGUGAGGCGUCUGAUCCCAGCUGCUCGAGGGGGAGAAGUUAUCAUUCCCUGUCAGCCCAGGUCAGCUCCAAAGUCCAUUGUGCUGUGGAGCAAAGGGACCGAAAUCUUAGUCAAUAGUAGCAGAGUGACCAUCACACCAGAUGGUACCUUGAUCCUUCGGAACAUCAGUCGGUCAGAUGAAGGAAAAUAUACCUGCUUUGCAGAAAAUUUCAUGGGCAAAGCCAACAGCACUGGCAUCCUCUCUGUUCGAGAUGCCACCAAGAUCACCCUGGCACCAUCCAGCGCUGACAUCAAUCUGGGUGAGAACCUGACUCUGCAGUGCCAUGCCUCCCAUGACCCCACCAUGGACCUCACCUUCACCUGGGCUCUAGACGGCUUCCCCAUUGACUUUGAUAAAUCUGGUGGCCACUACCGGAGAGCCAGCUUGAAGGAAACUAUUGGGGACCUGACAAUCCUGAAUGCCCAGCUGCGCCAUGGUGGAAAGUAUACAUGUAUGGCCCAGACUGUAGUAGACAGCACAUCAGAGACUGCGACCCUUCUGGUCCGAGGUCCACCAGGUCCUCCUGGUGGAGUGGUGGUGAGGGACAUCAGCAACACCACUGUCCAACUGACUUGGAGCCGAGGCUUUGACAACCAUAGUCCGAUCGCCAAGUACACCCUCCAAGCCCGAUCCCUGCCUGAUGGGAAAUGGAAGCAGGUCCGCACCAAUCCUGCCAAUAUUGAGGGGAAUGCAGAGACUGCCCAGGUUCUGGGUCUCACCCCCUGGAUGGACUAUGAGUUCCGGGUCCUUGCCAGCAACAUCCUAGGCACAGGAGAGCCCAGUGGACCCUCUAGUAAAAUCCGGACUAAAGAAUCAGCUCCCACGGUAGCACCCUCAGGACUCAGUGGAGGAGGCGGUGCCCCUGGUGAACUCAUUAUCAACUGGACGCCGAUGUUACGGGAAUACCAGAAUGGAGAAGGCUUUGGCUACCUGCUGUCCUUCCGCAGACAGGGCAGCUCAGACUGGCAGAAGGCCAAGGUCUCCCACGCUGACGCCCUACACUUUGUUUAUCGUAAUGAAAGUGUCCGGCCCUAUACGCCCUUCGAAGUAAAGAUCCGGGGAUACAACCGCCAGGGAGAGGGACCUGAGAGCCUCACCACCACUGUGUACUCUGCUGAGGAAGAGCCCAGGGUAGCCCCAGCCAAAGUCAAAGCCAAGGGAACUUUGUCCUCGGAGAUGGAUGUGAUGUGGGAACCAGUACAUCAGGACGAUAUGAACGGGGUCCUCCUAGGUUAUGAGAUCCGCUAUUGGAAAGACGGAGAUAAAGAGGCAGCAGCCGAUCGUGUCAGGACGGCCGGGCUGGACACCACUGCCCGGGUCACUGGCCUGCAGCCCAACACCAAGUACCACGUGACAGUUCGGGCCUACAACAGGGCAGGCACGGGGCCCGCCAGCCCUUCCACCAACGCCACCACCAUGAAGCCCCCUCCCAGGCGACCUCCAGGGAAUAUCUCCUGGACACUCUCCAGUUCCAGUCUCAACAUUAAGUGGGAUCCAGUCAUCCCGCAACGAAACGAGUCUGCGGUCACUGGCUACAAGAUGCUGUACCGGAAUGAUUUACACUCAGCCCCCAUUCUCCAUUUGGCCAACAAGAACUGGAUAGAGAUCUCCGUCCCUGAAGAUUCCAGCCAUGCCCUAGUACAGAUUCGGGCCACGGGACCAGGAGGUGACGGAAUUCCGGCUGAGGUUCACAUCGUGAGGAAUGGAGGCACAAGUAUGAUGGUGGAGAACUCAGCAGUCUGUCUGGCCCCACAUCUGGGUACCAUCCUCUUCCAUUCACUGGCGAUGCUGGCCCUCCUUGGCUGCUUGGGGCUCUGAUCCUGGCUUCCUCGUUCCCUCCCCUACCCCAGACCUGGACAACAGGACAGAUACCUCGGGAUGAACAGAGCCAGCUGGCCCCUGGCACACUCUCCCGAUGCUAAGGACCUCAAUACACUAUAUGCCCAAGAAGAUUGGUUUUAAACAGCAAACUCUAAACAAUACCUUUUCUGUAGGAGGGUAGGACAUUUCAUAUAUGCCAGGGACUGGAACCCAAGGAAGGAUUUUUUUCCCUUUAUAACCAGGAGGAAACGGGCACAAAAACCCAUAAAUAUUGAACUCAAAGUCCACAUGACACAUGAUCACUGGGCUUUCUGAUGGAAAGAACUAAAUGGACAUAAGGAUGGGGUUUUUUAAUACAUGUUCUUUGGACUAAUAGAGAUGGCACCCUUUAGGGACCCUAGAUAUAUCUGAAUCCAGAGAGGUUCAGGCCCGCCCAGGCCCCUGGAUACAGGCCGAAAUGGAUCUAGGGCUGGGGAAGUGGACCUGGAGACCCUGAUACAAACAUUCCCCAGCCAACUGAAGGGGAAAGCAAUGGGCCAAGGACUGCUCGCCCCCCACCUUGAAUGGGGGGAAGAGCUUGAGAUCACUUUUGGUGUUUCCUCAUCCUUCUAGGCAGCUAAGAAAAACUGCAGAUCCCCGGAUUCUAGGAGCUUCGGGAUCCAAAGGGAGUUCCGGGUAAUGUGGGGAAGAGGGAGGCAGGAAGAUAAGGUUGCAGCUGCUGGGAGAAUGAUCUCAGCCAAAAGGCAACCCCAGAUUAAAAAUGAAGCUACCCCCGGGGACGACAGCCCAGCUAUCACAUUUGCAAAUCCAUGCAGACAAAGCAAACAGGCUUCUCUUGAGGGGACUGCAUGACUGAAGGGCUGUGUCUUGGUGAGGUGCCCACCCCAUGUCCUGUUCUAGGAGUUGGACAUGGAAAACUGACAACUUUGCCUCAGCUUCUUUCUUUUUCCCAGUAAUUCUUAAGGACCUUCCUUCCAAAUCUGAAGUUCCCUGUCCAAUGAGAAGGAUCCUUUCCCCUCUCCUCUCCUCUCCUGGGGCCAGAGCUCCAGCCGGGUUAUUUUUGGAAGGAUUAGUUCCCAGGAUUCUAGAGUCAGAAGCCAGACUGGUGGGUAGAGAGAGCUGUGUGCCAGAAGUUCCUUUGUCAGACUUGUUGAGGUAUUUUUAAUGGCCUCACUCCAUCCCUCCUUCCACCUUUGUGUUGCCUCAGAGUGCCCCAAUGAAAAGGAAAGGCUUACCUUGUGCUUGAGGGAAUGUUAGGAAAGGUGAGAAAAGGGGGACUAAUAGUCUGCAGCCUACUCAGAAAAGUUUAACUCCUCUGGGCCCCAAUUUUCCCAUCCCAAGUAAUUUGAACUUGAUGACCUCUAAGUCUCCACAGUUACAAUUGUUUUUUAAAAAUCUGGUUAAUGGGCAAAGGAAUGGGUCUAAUCAUAGGAUGGGUCCCUAGUCACUGGGGGGGUACAGCUGCUUCAGCCUCUCUACCCCUACUCAUAUGGGUGGAUUCGUGAGGACAUCUUGGUCUUCAAUGUCCUCUGUCCCCACAGCUGUAGACCUGUUUUGAAGGGCCAUCCUUUUCCCCUCACCUUCUCCUCUGAGGUCAGCUGAGAAAGGGGCACAAUACCAAGACACUGAUUUUCCCCCAGCCUAGCAUCCCCCCAGGCCUCUCCCUGAGCACCCCAUACAUACACAGGGUCUGCCAUUUUGGAAGGCAUCUGCCCCUCUGAGGUUCACUCACUGUGGCCCAUUUUCCCCUGAGGAUUUGUUUGUAUUCUGUAGUUAUUACAGUGAAAUUUCUAUUUUAGUAUCCUUUUUAUAUAUUUUUAGAUCCUGCUCUAUUUUCAGGGCAGGUCUGCAUUCCUUCUGCUAAUGACAGCUUUCUUUUGGUAAACUUGACCCCCUCUCCCCUUCCUGCUCCUUUGGGAGCCAGGCAGAAUUAAUGGAGAAUCUGAUGUCCCACCUCCCUAUCACCACCUCAGCCCACCUACCAAUGCUGUAAGGAUUGUGGAUCUUUCAGAUCAACUGAAAAGGAGGUGGUGGAGGAAACCUCUGUGUGGCCUCUCAGCUGAGAGCAGGGGUAGCCAGCCCCCCAAGGGGAAUGCUUCCCCUCUCAAUCCCCUCACUUUUGGCCAGUGGCUAAAUUUGUCUCUUUCCCUCAGAAAAAAAGCUGGAGGCAAGAUGUUUCUUUAGGGGUUGAAGAGAGCUUGAGGUGGGGGCUGCCCAGGUUCAUUUGGGCCCUCUCUUUUUUUCACUAUCCAUAGGGACUGUGACAUAGGAAGCCAGAGGGAAACAGGUUCAGCCCUCAGGUGUUAGGCAAAGCUGGGCAGGGGCUUUUUGCCUGCUUCAGGCAAGCAGCUCUGCCACCUUCCCAGGUAAGGAGGCAUUUGGAGAGAAGCAGUUGUGAGGGACAACUUGUGUAUGUGUGUUUGGGGGCUGCAUCCCAGGAGACCCCACCAUGUCUAAACCAAAAGACCAGGUGAGUCCCUAAGAAUAGACUUUUGCCUUCAGGAUACCAUGCCUCCGAAGACCUGGGGAAGGGAUUUAACCGAGCAAAGGAAGCCAAGGAAAUAGGUUAGGAUGCAGAGGGCAGAUGCAGGUUGGACCCCCUGCCUAAAGUUUGAUGUGGCUAAGGCAGAUUGUGGAUUCUUCAUUCAUCAGGACCCCUACAAAAUGGGAUGGCUUGUAUUGGGUCUUGCCCCCUCAGUCAGAAGAGUCCAUUGGUACUUUCUACCCAGCCAGUCUGAGGACAACAGACUUUGGGAGAACAGCAGCUCCCUGCUGCCUAUUAGCUCCCACUCAGUUUUCCACAAAUCCCAGCCCUAGUUCUGUUCCAUGUCAGAAGUUUCCCCUUCCCACUCCAUUUGCAGCCAUGGAAGAGAAGACAAAAAAAAAAAAAAAAAAAAAUACAGGUGCUUUUUCCCUUUUUUUUUUUUUUUUUUAACCACCCAUCUUGCAGUUUGCCUAUACAAGUGCCUUGUGGACUGGGAAAUGGGGAUUUUUCUCUCUGAUCCCCCUACCACUUGCAAAGAUUUCUCCAAGGAGAGUGAUUAGGGGAGGGAGGGCGCCAAAGGAACCGAUGUCAGCUAUGUACAUUUGGCAAAGAAAGGUAGGUAUCCUUCUGUCCCUGCUGGUUUCCUUGCUGCUUUAACAUUCCAGAUGUUACCUCCCUCUCCUGGGAGUGGAGGGCAGCUCUCUCCAGGUGUGCACUGAAGAAACUUAGGGGAACGAAGAGAAUCUGGGCUUUGGGGGUGCAGAGAGCACCUGCUUGUUGGGCUGUUUCCUUGAUUUCUGAAAGGUUGGCGUGGUGAGAACAGUCCCCGCAGUCUGCUAUCUUCAGUUCUACAAACUCAGGGGAGAGCUUCUACGCUGAUCAAUUCUUCCAGCUGACUAGCUGGGCUCUCUAGCAAAGAAACAGCAGGAGGGAGCGAGAAUGGACAACGGUAAAAUUGCUGGACCCUGGAAUAAUGUCUGGGGGAAAGCUAUGGAAUCGUCCUACUCCAGAGACCUUUAGGAAAAGAAGACGCGGUCCAUAGUCCUGCUUAGGAACAGGCCCAUAAUGUCCUCUCAAUGUCUCCUUCAGAUGAGGAUCCAGUGAUUCCCAAGACUGAGGAUCCAGUGAUUCCCACAGCCAGAUCCCCUGGUUUGUCACAGAGCUUGAGAAGGCUGAGGCAGUCUUUUGAUUCCUAUCAUCUCUUCCCCAGCUACAAGGACUCUCCCCAACCUCCCCUCUUCCCACUUUUUCCAUUGUUCUCAUGUUUUCCCUCCCUUUCAUCCUCUUCGACUUUCCCUUCUUCCCACCUUCUCAUUUCCCCUCCCCCUUUUUCAUUACCUCUCCAUUCUUCUGCUUUCCACCCUCUCAUUUUCCCUUCUCACCAUCUUUCCAUUCCUCCCUUUCCACCAUCUAUUCCCCUUCUGCUUUCCAUCCUCUCAUUUUCCCUCCCCCCUUCCACCAAUCUCUCCAUUCCCCUUCUCCUGCUUUCCACCCUCUCAUUUUCCCUUCCCCCUUUUUGCCAUCUCUCCAUUCCCACCUUUCCACCAUCUCUCCCUUCCCUUUCUCCUUUUCCCCCUCUCAUUUCCCUUUCCCCAUUUACACCGUUUCCCAAUCCCCCUAUUUUCUGUGCCAUUUUUGCUGGUCUCCUGCCUCCCCCACAUACACACCUUCCUUCUCAGGCCCAGGAUGCUCAUGGUUGUUCAUUACCUGCAGCAUCAUUUUGCAGCAUUCUCUAAUAUGGGCCAGCUCCUGCCUCGUAAGUCAACUUUUCCUGAUCAUGGAGCAGGUUCUUUGUUGAGUUCCAUUCCCUAAAGGACUACAGGUGCUGCAACAGUGCAUUGGACCUAUGGGUCCAUAUAUUUUGUUAGAACAGAAUGGGAAUUGGGCUUGUCUUCCCCGACUUGGCCUGUCACGCAAAAGUGUUCCCAUCUCACUUUGGAAAUCGGGAGGGAGUCUCAAGCACUUGUACAUACGGCAUUAUUAGGAAGUUGUGUCCUUCCCUCUCUGGGCUGGAUACAUGCCUUUGUUUCAGGAAAGAGCCGCUGGGGGAAGAAAUGGGUCUAAGAAUCCCUUUCCUGAGUCCUAGAUAGCCUGAGGGGGAAACGCAGCAUUCAAAGCCCACGCCUGGGUGGUCCCCUGUCUCAUCCCCCCAGGUUACCUGUCCUCCCUUCCUGGUCAGAGCCCACUUUCCAGCAGGGAUUACUCUCUACAGAGUUCUCUGCAGGGCAGGGGCAGUGACUUCUUCUGGACUAUUUAAUUGUAUGGUAUUUUUCUGUUUAAGUGGGGGCCCCUCCCACUGCACCACUGUGUGUCUCUCCUAUUGACUGUAAUGAAAGUUAUUUAUUGAUUCUGUUAGCAGACAGUUCUUAAAAUAAAGAUCGAUCCUCAACCUGUUUGGCAGCUACUA